This is a messenger RNA of Huiozyma naganishii CBS 8797, 1299 nucleotides long. RefSeq names its product Xdj1p (gene XDJ1). Gene Ontology annotation, molecular function: Hsp70 protein binding. The transcript has a single exon. Gene Ontology annotation, cellular component: cytoplasm. Gene Ontology annotation, biological process: protein refolding. NCBI's taxonomy places the organism in Eukaryota, Fungi, Ascomycota, Saccharomycetes, Saccharomycetales, Saccharomycetaceae. The record is from RefSeq and is a predicted model, not a curated record. Bases 1 to 1299 code for a protein of 432 amino acids.
AUGGCCAAGUUGAAUCCGUACGACAUUCUUGGCGUCGACAGAGAUUCAACAGACGAUGAGAUCCGGAAGGCGUAUCGGAAAUUAGCGUUGAAAUUCCACCCGGACAAAGUCAUCGAUCCUGAAGAAAAGGCCUCGAAUGAGAUGAAAUUUAAAGAGAUUACUACUGCAUAUGAGAUUUUAUCUAACGGAGAAUACGUAGAGGAAAUGGAGGAGGAAUAUGAAGGUCAAGGGUACGGGUUCAAUUUUGGUGAUGAUUUUAUGAAUUUUUUCAAUGAGGGACGAAACGCCCACCCGAUGGGGGGUCACCCUCAGCGUGAAGAUGAGUCGACUAAUGAGGCAACACAAAUUGAAAUUGAGGUAACUUUGAAAGAUCUUUACAAUGGGAAGAACGUGAAAUUUCAAUUGACGCGGAACGUGAUUUGUACCUUGUGUGACGGGAAUUGCUGGAGGAGGAGGAAAAACGGAGAUUUGUACAGUCCACCGGUGCUUUCGUGUACCAAAUGUAAAGGGGCAGGUUAUGUGGAGAGACUUGUGGGGGACUCCCCAUUUUUCCAAUACGUCCAAAGGAUUUCGUGUCGGAAGUGUUUCGGUAAAGGUGAGUACACAGCAAAACCCACUAGUGACAAGAAUAAAUGUAAACUCUGCCAUGGGGAAGGGCUGAUUAAGGAAAAACAACAACUUUUGGUAACUAUCCCUCGCGGUAGCGAAAAUAGCAAUACGAUAAUUUUCAAGGAGAAAGGUGACGAGGACUUAAGGACGAGACGUGCCGGUGAUAUUGUUUUCCGUCUUAAACUUCACGAUGAACCAAAUGGUGGAGACCCCGAUAUCUUGGUAACAAAGGAAGGUACCGAUUUACACAUGAACAUCGAGAUCCCACUCAUAGAGGCUAUCUCUGGUACCCAGGGGAGAUUUCUAACGAAAACGUUCGACGACAGAGUGUUGAAGCUGACGAUGCCGCAGGGGAAAGUUCUUAGACCUGGAGAUACGAUUGUGAUUAAGGGCGAAGGGUGGCCAAAGACGCCCAACGGCACUGAGUUUGGCGAUAUGUUCGUACACGUAAACGUCGAGUUCCCACCCGAUAAUUGGAUUAGUGAAAGAAACGACAUAACGACAUUGACAAAUGUUUUACCGGCGGGGAAAUCCGACGACGGGCACGCACAAACAGGCGAUGCCAAUAAUGCCGAGUUCGUCAAGGACUACGAGAUCUUGAAGGCAACUGAUGAGGGCACUCGUUCCUCAAACACGAAGACCGCAUCUCGGCCACCGGCUCAGGGAUUGUACAAGUGCAGUAUCCAGUGA